Miscanthus lutarioriparius is the source of this 255-nucleotide messenger RNA. Lineage: Eukaryota; Viridiplantae; Streptophyta; Magnoliopsida; Poales; Poaceae. The record is from the annotation of a GenBank genome assembly.
AUGGGAUUCCACCUGCUGGCGUUCGUGGCGGCGAGGGGGCUCAUGCAGGUGUUCAACAUCUCGGCGCCGCUCAACCUCCGGCUGCCGCUCGCGCGCCACCUUCCCGAGGCCUUCGCCGUCCUGUACGGCGUGCUCGCCUCGCACGCCGCGUGGCUCAACGACGCCCUGGAGCGCGGCGCCGCCUGGAGUCACAGCGGGAGCCGCGGCGGCGUCGACGAGUACGUCCGCUACGCCAUGCUCAACAUCUCCGACUGA